This is a messenger RNA of Drosophila melanogaster (fruit fly), 2104 nucleotides long. It is a transcript of the gene Awh, whose product is annotated as arrowhead. The coding region runs from base 537 to 1364 and encodes 275 amino acids. Gene Ontology annotation, biological process: regulation of gene expression; imaginal disc development. Gene Ontology annotation, cellular component: nucleus. Gene Ontology annotation, molecular function: DNA binding. Lineage: Eukaryota; Metazoa; Arthropoda; Insecta; Diptera; Drosophilidae. The transcript is spliced from 6 exons. The record is from RefSeq and is marked reviewed.
CCGGCAGUUAACGCAGUGGCCUCGAAGCUGUAACAACAUCUCGCGUCCGCUCGAUCCGCUCGAUCCGCUCCGCUCCGUCACGAGAAAAGCGAGAAGCGCUCAGAGUAUCUGCAGUGAAACGUGUUAUCGUGAUAAGGUUCUACGAGUAUUCCAUGCCAUAAGGUGUCGCACAUUAUAUUAUUGAAAUCGAAACGCAACAUUCGCCGUCGGCUAAGAAAGUGAACUGUUAUCGAAUGUGCUAAUCAAAAACAAAAAAAAUGUUGCAAGCGCCUGCAAAUUGAUUUCUAUCUCGGAUAUGCGAAUUUACACUGGUUAUUAAUAGAUCUGGUUUAAGAAUACGAUUAUAUAAGCAUCCUAUGCAGACGGCGGCUUCCGUGGGACGCUUGACAAACUGAUCAAGUCGUCGUCUUUAUCAUCUAUAUCUCCUCAUACUGGCUGCGAUCGGGCUCGAUAUCGAUUCCCAGGCUAAAGCUGGCGACAGAUUUUCGAGCAAGAUACUUGGAUUAACAACCGCCAAAAUUGUGGAGGCAAUUAAAAUGAAGACUGAGCUGCGUUCCUGCGCAGCGUGCGGGGAACCCAUCUCGGAUCGGUUCUUCCUGGAGGUCGGCGGCUGCUCCUGGCACGCCCACUGCCUCCGCUGCUGCAUGUGCAUGUGCCCCCUGGAUCGCCAGCAGUCCUGCUUCAUCCGGGAGAGGCAGGUGUACUGCAAGGCCGACUACAGCAAAAAUUUCGGCGCCAAGUGCUCCAAGUGCUGUCGCGGCAUCUCCGCCUCGGAUUGGGUGCGUCGGGCACGGGAGCUGGUCUUCCAUCUAGCCUGCUUUGCCUGCGACCAGUGUGGACGCCAGUUGUCCACCGGCGAGCAGUUCGCCCUCAUGGAUGACCGGGUGCUCUGCAAGGCUCAUUAUCUGGAGACGGUCGAGGGUGGCACCACAUCGAGCGACGAGGGCUGUGAUGGCGAUGGUUAUCACAAGAGCAAGACGAAACGGGUGCGCACCACCUUCACCGAGGAGCAGUUGCAAGUGCUGCAGGCCAACUUCCAGAUUGACAGUAAUCCGGAUGGCCAGGAUCUGGAGCGGAUCGCCUCGGUGACCGGUCUCAGCAAGCGUGUGACGCAAGUAUGGUUCCAGAACUCGCGGGCGCGUCAGAAAAAACACAUACAUGCUGGUAAGAAUAAAAUACGCGAACCGGAAGGAAGCUCAUUUGCGCGUCAUAUUAACCUGCAGUUAACGUAUUCAUUUCAGAAUAACGCACAGAACCCAAUGCAUUUGAAUGGCUCUAAAGCGGGUCUAUACCCGACUCAUGAAUCCUCUAUGGAUGAAUUGUCGCAGGACUCCAGUGUACACUGUAUGCCCAGCGAGGUGUGACUGGAGCAAUCCUCGCCAGCUCGAGCACAUCGCUAGAUGGCUGGACACCCACAAAACGUCCUUUCCUAGUCAAAAUUUAUGUAAUGCGUCUACACGAAAGCAGUUUCGAUUCGAUCCGGAGAAAAAUUGAAAAAUAAUGAAUCCUUCAACAUCAUACAAAGCAGUCCCGGUUUUUAGGCUUUGAGCAACCCGAACGAACCACCCAACGUCAACACAGUGAAAUCUCAUCAUAAAAGACACAGCAAACAAACAAACAAACAAACAUUCCUGCAUUGUAGUCUAAGAAACUGCAGCUUAGUUAAUUUAAUUUAAAUGAAAUUUAAAUUUAAUUUAGUUUAAUGUUCAGUAACCGAUAAGUGUUUCCCACAUCAUUCAACUCGAAGAUUGAUAACUGCUUGCCAAGGCUCCUGUAAUAUAUUUAUGCGUAUGCCUAACCAAUCAUUGUCGUAUAUUUACCAUGAGAAACGUUGUUAUUGUUUAUUUUCUUGUUUUCUAAAUGUAUAAAAAUUGAUUUAAAUAUAUAAAUAUAUAUAUAUAAACUUAGUUCUAUAGUCGUACCCUAAAUAUAACUCGCCAGGCAAUUUGUAUAUAGUAAUGAUAGCCGAAAUUGAUAAGCAACGCAGAAAACACAGCUAAAAACUAACAUUUAGUUAACAAAAAUUAUAAAAUACAAUUAAAGAUGAACCGAAAUCAAUUAAAAAAGAAAAGCAAAUUAAAGAGAAAACAACUUUUUCAAAAAC